AAAAAAUUUAUUCCGUAUAAGCUCUUCUGGUUUUUUUCCAUUUUCAUAGUGUUACUUUAAUCACGCUAUUUUUAAGGCACUUUUAUCAUAGCCUCUCUCUUCCUUUCUCCCAUAGAUCCAUUAUAUGACACUGACGAAUUAUGUUACGUUUCCUGUAUCUAAAGACAACAUCAAAGAGACAUUUACAGUCAAGUCCAAGUAUAGAAUUAUUCGUAAAGUAGGCUCAGGGGCGUAUGGAACUGUUUGUUCCGCCUUGGAUCUACAAUACCAAAGAUUUUGUGCCAUUAAGAAAGUCUAUGGAGUAUUUGAUAAAAGGCUAUUUGCCAAGAGAACCUUACGCGAAAUAAAACUUCUCCGUCUAUUCAACAACCACAGGAGGAUCAUUGAGCUUCUAGAUUUGGAUAUGGUUCCUGGGACAGAGGAGAUAUAUUUUAUAUUUGGAUGUAUGGACGCCAGUUUGCAUGAUGUCAUUCACUCCCAACAGCCUUUGGAUGCCAUACAUGCUCAAUGGUUUCUAUAUCAGAUGCUCUCUGGUUUAAAGUACAUCCAUAAUGCCAAUGUAAUACAUAGGGACCUCAAACCAGGUAGUCGUCAUUUGUACCACACGUCUACUUUUGACAGAUUGUCUCUAAUAACUUGUACUCCUCUUAGCAAAUAUCUUGGUCAAUAAAGAUUGCGACAUUCGAAUAUGUGACUUUGGCAUGGCAAGGUGCUUUGAUGAAGCCGACAAUUUGUCUUACCUUACUCAAUAUGUUACGACGCGUUGGUAUCGCGCUCCUGAAGUCAUGAUCAGCCUGAAAAACUACAGCAAAGCCA
Molecule: messenger RNA, 816 nt
Organism: Mycotypha africana
Lineage: Eukaryota; Fungi; Mucoromycota; Mucoromycetes; Mucorales; Mycotyphaceae
Product: kinase-like domain-containing protein
Exons: 1
Coding region: 125-670 (181 amino acids)
Biological process (GO): intracellular signal transduction; protein phosphorylation
Cellular component (GO): nucleus; cytoplasm
Molecular function (GO): ATP binding; protein serine/threonine kinase activity
Source: RefSeq, a predicted model, not a curated record